Molecule: messenger RNA, 648 nt
Organism: Cooperia oncophora
Lineage: Eukaryota; Metazoa; Nematoda; Chromadorea; Rhabditida; Trichostrongylidae
Source: the annotation of a GenBank genome assembly
CUGUGCAAUUGGAGUUACAAUGAUGGAGAUCUAUUCAUUCAAAAUGCUGGCGUUUCAGCCGUGCCACCUGUGCCCGCCACUGUACAAGCAGCUCGAAGCCUGAAACGGAGGAGCAUAGGGUUUCAAAACAAAACAGUAGCAAAGAAGCUAGCUCUUUCGACGACUACCUCUCGAUCUUCAGUAAUGAGACCGCUUCCCGAUUCAAUGAGAACUGGCAGAGCGACGAUGGCAGUACCGGGAGCACAACCGCGUUAUCUACAAGCAACAGCCGCAGCAGCAAAUAGAAAAAGCAGCACGGGAAAUACACGUUCCGGUACUUCACAGAUUCAAAGCAGUUCUAUCAUUCGUCGAUCUUCAUCCUCUUCAUCCGUUCACCGCGAAAAUGCGGAAUUGGCUGAAAUGAGGACAAAAAUUAUGCAGCUCGAGGGAGAACUCAUAAAGAUCAGAGCAGAAUCGGAACUCACUAAGAGUCAGUUGGCAUUGAAAGACCAGAAUCUGGAAAUGGUUCAGAGUUCGCUAGAGUGCUUCAAACAGACUAUCGCUCUCAAGGACGCCCAGCUAAAUACUAUUCAAAUGGCUUUGGAUGCAGAGAAAGGCAAAUCAACGAUGAUGCAAGUAUCUAUCGAUGCGGUAGGUAAUACCUUGUAA